Physeter macrocephalus (sperm whale) is the source of this 840-nucleotide messenger RNA. Its product is annotated as leptin. Gene Ontology annotation, molecular function: peptide hormone receptor binding; hormone activity. Gene Ontology annotation, biological process: positive regulation of phosphatidylinositol 3-kinase/protein kinase B signal transduction; positive regulation of p38MAPK cascade; tyrosine phosphorylation of STAT protein. The coding region runs from base 23 to 526 and encodes 167 amino acids. NCBI's taxonomy places the organism in Eukaryota, Metazoa, Chordata, Mammalia, Artiodactyla, Physeteridae. The transcript has 2 exons. Gene Ontology annotation, cellular component: extracellular region. The record is from RefSeq and is a predicted model, not a curated record.
GAAGCACAUCCCGGGAAGAAAAAUGCGUUGUGGACCCCUGUGCCGAUUCCUGUGGCUUUGGCCCUAUCUGUCCUACAUUGAAGCUGUGCCCAUCCGAAAAGUCCAGGAUGACACCAAAACCCUCAUCAAGACGAUCGUCACCAGGAUCAAUGACAUAUCACACACGCAGUCCGUCUCCUCCAAACAGAGGGUCACUGGUUUGGACUUCAUCCCUGGGCUCCUCCCUGUCCUGAGUUUGUCCAAGAUGGACCAGACAUUGGCGAUCUACCAACAGAUCCUCACCAGUCUGCCUUCCAGAAAUGUGAUCCAAAUAUCUAAUGACCUGGAGAAUCUCCGGGACCUUCUCCACCUGCUGGCCUCCUCCAAGAGCUGCCCCUUGCCCCAGGCCAGAGCCCCGGAGACCUUGGAGAGCCUGGGCGGCGUCCUGGAAGCCUCCCUCUACUCCACGGAGGUGGUGGCCCUGAGCAGGCUGCAGGGGUCUCUGCAGGACAUGCUGCGGCAGCUGGACCUCAGCCCUGGGUGCUGAAGGCUUGAAAGCCUCUCUUCCCAAAGCUGAGGGAAGAAACCUGAGCUUCCAGGUGUCUGCAGGAGAAGAGAGCCUGUGUGGACAUCCUUUAUGCAGGCCUGCGGGUCAUUUCUCUGUCACUCCUCUAAGCCGCUCUUCUUCCAAAGGCAGAAAACUCCAAGGCAGGAAACCAGAGAUAUAAAUACAUGGUUCCAUGCCCACCGGGAAGGAGGGCCCAUCCAGCAAACAGUGGACUAGAUCUGGGAUUUUCACAGAAGUCUUCCUGUUCCAUCUCCCUCUCACUGCAUGCUUCACCGUGACCCAGGGUGAUUUCA